CUCCUUCAGGACCAAAAACGCUUAUGCAGAGAAAACAUCUUUCAAGAUUGAAUAUAGAGUCGAACAACUGUAAUCCUUGCGCUCAGGAGGCAGAGGCAGGAGGAUCAUUGCAAGUUCUAGGACAACCCAAUAUCUGAGGUUAAACCCCAGUUUCUCCAUGGAUUUUCCUGGCCUAGGGGCCCUGGGAGCCUCAGAACCCCUGCCACAGUUUGUGGAUUCUGCCCUGGUAUCACCACCAGAUUCAGGAGGGUUCUUCUCCUCAGGGCCUGAGGGUUUGGAUGCAGCAGCUUCCUCCACUUCCCCAAGCGCAGGCACAGCUGCAGCCACUGCGCUGGCCUACUACAGGGACACGGAGGCCUACAGACAUUCCCCAGUUUUUCAGGUGUACCCGCUUCUCAACUGUAUGGAGGGAAUUCCAGGAGGCUCACCUUAUGCUAGCUGGGCCUACAGCAAGACGGGGCUGUACCCUGCUUCAACUGUGUGCCCCAGCCACGAGGAUGGCCCUCCUCAGGCCCUGGAAGACCCCGAAGGGAAAAGCAGCACCACCUUCUUGGAAACCUUGAAGACAGAGCGACUGAGUCCAGACCUCCUGACCCUGGGGACUGCACUGCCGGCAUCGCUGCCUGUCAACAGCAGUGCUUAUGCGGGACCUGACUUUCCCGGUCCUUUCUUUUCUCCCACGGGGAGCCCUCUCGGUUCUGCAGCCUAUUCUUCCCCCAAGUUUCACGGAAGCCUCCCCUUGGCCCCUUGUGAGGCCAGAGAGUGUGUGAACUGUGGAGCAACAGCCACUCCACUGUGGCGAAGGGACAGAACAGGCCACUACCUGUGCAACGCCUGCGGUCUGUAUCACAAGAUGAAUGGCCAGAACCGGCCUCUCAUCCGACCCAAGAAGCGAUUGAUUGUCAGCAAACGGGCAGGCACUCAGUGCACUAACUGCCAAACGACCACCACAACCCUCUGGCGCAGAAAUGCCAGUGGAGAUCCCGUGUGCAAUGCCUGUGGCCUCUACUACAAGCUACACCAGGUGAACCGACCAUUGACCAUGCGGAAGGAUGGAAUUCAGACUAGGAACCGCAAGGCCUCUGGAAAAGGGAAAAAGAAGCGGGGUUCAAGUCUGGGAGGAGCAGGAGCAGCUGAAGGGCCAGCUGGUGGCUUCAUGGUGGUAGCUGGUGGCAGUAGUGGUGGGAAUUGUGGGGAGGUGGCCUCAGGCUUGACACUGGGCACUACAGGUACUGCCCAUCUCUACCAGGGCCUGGGACCUGUGGUGCUAUCAGGACCUGUCAGUCAUCUUAUGCCUUUCUCUGGACCUCUGCUGGGAUCGCCCGCAGCCUCUUUCUCCACAGGUCCUGUGCCGCCUACCAGCAGUACCACUGUGGUGGCUCCCCUCAGUUCUUGAAGGUACACAAAAUGGCUUAAGCCUUGUGGCAGAGAAGGUGUCCCCUCUUUAUUUUUUUUAUUUUUAUUUUUAUUUGGAUUUUUCGAGACAGGGUUUCUCCGUAGCUUUUGGUUCCUGUCCUGGAACUAGCUCUCAUAGACCAGGCUGGCCUCGAACUCACAGAGAUCUGCCUGCCUCUGCCUCCCGAGUGCUGGGAUUAAAGGCGUGAGCAACCAACGCCCGGCUCUUUUUUUAUUUUUAUUUUUAUUUUUAUUUUUAUUUUUAUUUUUAUUUUUGAGACAGGAUCUCUGUAGCCCAGGCAGACUAUGACAAAUUCCUGAUUCUUCUGCCUCUACCUCCCAAGCACUGGGAUUAUAGGCAUGUACUGCCAUGUCUGACAUUUUUUUCCUGUUUUUUUUUUUGUUGUUGUUUUGUUUUGUAUUGAGACAGGGUCUCACUCUGUAGCCCAGGUGGCUUUGAAUUCCCUAUGUAGUCUGGGAUAGACUCAAACUUGACAUCCUUCUGCCUCAGUUCCUGCGAGCUGGGAUUCCAGGCAUCUGCCUCCAUGCCCAUUUCUUCCUCCUCUUAGAGCCCAACCCAACAGGCUGCAGACAUCACCUUGCCUGUACCUUCAAAGAUUUUGUAAAAUAAAACCACCAAAGACCUGAAACUGGA
Molecule: messenger RNA, 2050 nt
Organism: Alexandromys fortis (reed vole)
Lineage: Eukaryota; Metazoa; Chordata; Mammalia; Rodentia; Cricetidae
Gene: Gata1
Product: GATA binding protein 1
Exons: 6
Coding region: 158-1396 (412 amino acids)
Biological process (GO): negative regulation of transcription by RNA polymerase II; cell fate commitment; positive regulation of transcription by RNA polymerase II
Molecular function (GO): zinc ion binding; RNA polymerase II cis-regulatory region sequence-specific DNA binding; DNA-binding transcription factor activity, RNA polymerase II-specific
Source: RefSeq, a predicted model, not a curated record